Arabidopsis arenosa is the source of this 1951-nucleotide messenger RNA. NCBI's taxonomy places the organism in Eukaryota, Viridiplantae, Streptophyta, Magnoliopsida, Brassicales, Brassicaceae. The record is from the annotation of a GenBank genome assembly.
CUUCUGGGUUUUCGAUAAUCUCUUCUGGGUAUUUUCCCAAUCACUCAAAGAUUCUUCCUUUCGCCUUUAAAUCGGUCAGUUACUAAUCUCUUCUUCACACCCUUUUGCUUACGUCUACGCUCUUUGUUUCAAAUUGCGAUUCUUCAAUUGUUUGAAUCUGAUUCUUGUGUUUGAUUUUCUCAGUCUCUGCUUUGGCUUUGUAAUAGCCAUCGCAAUCCAUCUAUUGCAAGUAUCAUCUCCAAGGUUUUUGAUUUCCACCAUGGCAACAACAACUCUCAAUGGCAAUGACACCACUAGACUUGCUUCAGAGCCUCAAAGGACUUACCAAGUUGUUGUUGCUGCAACUAAAGAAAUGGGUAUUGGUAAAGAUGGGAAAUUGCCAUGGAAUUUGCCUACAGAUCUCAAGUUCUUCAAGGACAUUACGUUGACCACUUCAGAUUCCUCUAAGAAAAAUGCUGUUGUGAUGGGUAGAAAAACUUGGGAGGCUAUUCCAAUUAAGCAUAGGCCGCUUUCGGGUCGGCUUAACGUUGUUUUAACUCGUUCUGGUGGGUUUGAAAUAGCUAACACUGAGAAUGUUGUCACUUGCAGUAGUGUAGAUUCUGCUCUUGAUUUGUUAGCUGCACCGCCGUAUUGUUUAUCUAUUGAGAGGGUGUUUGUUAUAGGAGGUGGUGACAUAUUGAGGGAAGCAUUGAACAGGCCUAGUUGUGAUGCUAUCCAUUUAACUGAGAUUGAUACAAGUAUUAAAUGUGAUACGUUUAUACCUGCGGUUGACACAUCUGUUUAUCAGCCUUGGUGUUCAUCGUUUCCAGUAACUGAAAAUGGACUUCGGUUUUGCUUCACGACUUUUGUCCGUGUAAAAAGUUCUACUGAUGAAAGCAAUGUGUCACAGUCUCUUCAAUUUGAUGGGAAGAAGUUUUUGUUUCUUCCCAAGAUGGUUUUUGAUCAGCAUGAGGAAUUUCUGUAUUUGAAUAUGGUUGAAGAUAUCAUCUCUAAUGGCAAUGUGAAGAAUGAUAGGACCGGGACUGGUACAUUAUCAAAAUUUGGUUGCCAGAUGAAAUUCAAUUUACGCAGAAGUUUUCCACUUCUGACAACUAAGAGAGUUUUUUGGAGAGGUGUUGUUGAGGAACUUCUAUGGUUUAUAAGCGGUUCAACCAAUGCAAAGGUUCUUCAGGAAAAAGGUAUCCAUAUAUGGGAUGGGAAUGCGUCAAGAGAGUAUCUCGAUGGUAUCGGUCUGACAGAGAGAGAGGAAGGCGACCUUGGACCUGUAUACGGAUUUCAAUGGCGACACUUUGGUGCUAAGUACACAAAUAUGCAUGCUGAUUAUACUGGUCAAGGUUUUGAUCAACUCUUAGAUGUAAUUGACAAAAUCAAGAACAAUCCUGAUGAUCGGCGUAUUAUAAUGUCAGCUUGGAAUCCUUCUGACCUCAAGUUGAUGGCACUUCCUCCAUGCCAUAUGUUUGCACAGUUCUAUGUGGCAGAAGGGGAACUCUCAUGUCAAAUGUAUCAACGUUCAGCGGAUAUGGGCCUUGGUGUGCCGUUUAACAUUGCUUCCUACUCUCUUCUUACUUGCAUGCUGGCUCACGUGUGUGAUCUUGUUCCUGGUGAUUUUAUCCAUGUUCUUGGGGAUGCUCAUGUGUACAAAACUCAUGUAAGGCCUCUGCAAGAGCAACUUCUGAACCCACCGAAACCUUUUCCUGUUUUGAAGAUCAACUCAGAGAAGAAACAAAUCGAUUCUUUUGUGGCUGCUGACUUUGACCUCACAGGAUAUGAUCCUCACAAGAAGAUAGAGAUGAAAAUGGCGGUUUAGUCCUCAUCUCUUACUAGGAUAUGACCAAAAGGAGACUACCGACAAAUUGAUUGUGUCGAUUCCGACGGCACAAAGCUUCUUUCUUUUCUAUAUACUGGGGGAUGUAAAAUUUAAGAUUGAAUCAGAUAAAUGACCCUCAAUGUC